Messenger RNA from Melospiza melodia melodia, 4436 nucleotides. It is a transcript of the gene ANKRD6, whose product is annotated as ankyrin repeat domain 6. The coding region runs from base 528 to 2696 and encodes 722 amino acids. The record is from RefSeq and is a predicted model, not a curated record. The transcript is spliced from 18 exons. Gene Ontology annotation, molecular function: protein binding. NCBI's taxonomy places the organism in Eukaryota, Metazoa, Chordata, Aves, Passeriformes, Passerellidae.
ACGACCGCGGCGAGGGCAGUGUCCCGGAGCGGAGUCGGGAAAAGUGUUCCCGUAUUCCAGCCCGGAGAGGGACCCCCGCCGUUGGGCAGGUCGGACCCUCCGGGAUGCCGCGCAGGCCGCGUCUGAUGAGAAAUGGAAAUCUGGCUCCAAGUCAUCCUUCCUGUUGUUGACAUCACCUGAAAACUCCGCUGGAAAUAUUUCCACUAGUUUGCUGCAAACAUCGCCUCCCCCCGAGGUCUCAACACCUUGAGCAGUGUACAGAGACUUGCUGUUGUUGCCAACACUGGAAAGACUGAAGCUGGCACCCCCAUAGUCCUUCUCCAGAGAUUGCCUUGCAAGACACAGCUAUAAAAUGUUCAUCAGAAAAAACUGAACCCUCGAUCCUUAAGAGUCCAAUGGAUGGCCUAGCAAUAGCAUCACUGUCCAGGGAGCUGGAAUCCUUCCUCGCCUGCCUGCAUGCUGCUUGAACUGAUCCCAAGCCUUUGUUUUUGGACUGAAGAAACGUGAAAACCUUUCUCUCCUAAUUCAUGAGCCAGCAGGAUGUGGUCGCCGUGCUUUCAGAACGCCUGCUUGUAGCCGCCUACAAAGGCCAAGUGGAGAAUGUGGUGCAGCUUAUCAACAGGGGUGCCAAGGUAGCAGUUACCAAGCAUGGCCGGACCCCCCUGCAUCUUGCUGCCUACAAAGGUCAUCUCCACGUUGUCCAGGUUUUGUUGAAGGCAGGUUGUGAUCUGAAUAUUCAGGAUGAUGGUGACCAGACAGCACUGCACCGGGCUGCUGUUGUAGGGAACACUGAUAUAAUAGCAGCUCUCAUUCAAGAGGGCUGUGCUUUGGACAGACAAGACAAGGAUGGGAACACUGCUCUUCAUGAGGCUUGUUGGCAUGGAUUCAGUCAGUCUGCCAAAGUGCUUGUUAAAGCAGGAGCCAACGUUCUUGCCAAGAACAAGGCAGGUAACACACCUCUUCACCUGGCUUGCCAGAAUAGCCAUUCCCAGAGUACUCGUGUUUUGUUACUUGGAGGAUCUCGAGCAGACCUCAAAAAUAAUGCAGGAGAUACCUGUCUGCAUGUGGCUGCUCGUUAUAAUCACUUGCCCAUCAUUAGGGUGCUGCUCAGUGCUUUCUGUUCUGUCCAUGAAAAGAACCAGGCAGGGGAUACUGCACUCCAUGUAGCUGCUGCCCUAAAUCACAAGAAGGUGGUGAAGCUCUUGCUGGAGGCAGGGGCUGAUGCAUCUGUUGUCAACAAUGCAGGCCAGACCCCUCUAGAGGUUGCCAGACAGCACAAUAACCCCGAGGUUGCGCUCCUGCUCACUAAAGCAUCACAGGUCUCGCGUUUUAACCGUGGGAGAAGCCUGAGGAAGAAGAGAGAGAGACUGAAGGAGGAAAGGAGGGCUCAGUCGGUGCCACGGGAUGAAGUGGUGCAGAGCAAGGGCAGUGUCUCAGCUGCUGAUGACACACCAAGCAGCGACCAGCCCCCAGAGAGGAAGAACAAUCUGAAGGAUAAACCCCGGUCAGCCUCACCAGAUCCCAAAGGGAAAAAGAGCAAAAAGAAAAAGCCAAAGGAAAAGGUUUCAGCACUCUCAGACCCCAUCUCCCCAGCUGACCAGCAGGCAGUCCCUCAGCCCCAGAAGAACGCGCCCAAGCGCAGAAGCAAACACCACUGCCCCUCUCCACCCCCUCCCCACGAGGUGCGAGCCUACCAGCUCUACACGCUGUACCGAGGCAAGGACGGCAAGGUGAUGCAGGCGCCUAUAAAUGGAUGUCGUUGUGAGCCCCUGAUAAAUAAACUGGAGAAUCAGCUGGAUGCAACAGUGGAAGAGAUAAAAGCUGAGCUUGGGACAGUACAAGAUAAAAUGAAUAUUAAGCUGGGCCAGAUGGAAAGCAAGACUCAACACCAACUCCGAGUUCUGGACAAGCUGAUGGCCGAGCGGCUGUCGGCAGAGAGGACAGAGUGCCUGCACCGCCUGCAGCAGCACACGGAGCUGGAGAAGAGUGAGGGGGAGAAGCGGCAGAUUUCCUUGGUUGAUGAGCUGAAGACCUGGUGCUUGUUGAAGAUUCAGAAUCUGGAGCUCAAGCUUUCUGGAGAUUGCAGAUCAUCCAGACCAAAAUCAACUUUGUCCACUUGUGAGUCUCUCACUGAGACCCUGGAUACUGACAACAACCCCAACAGUGCCAAGGACUGUAAAGCCAACCAGCCUGUGCUGCAGCCAAAGGACAAAGCUGUGAGUGCCAGCACGUUCCACAGGUUCCAGCAGGAGCUGCCCUCCUCCGAGCUUUCGGGCUCCAAAUUAAGACACGUUAAAGUUCAAGCUGCUUUGCAGCCAGUGACUGAACCUGCAAAGGCUGAACCACAGAGCGGCUACUUCCUUGACAAAGGAACUCAGACGAAGAAGCCCAGCAAAAGCGGGCAGUCGAGGCACAAAGCUGUGCACCACGGCGGGGCUCAGCAGGGCCAGGAGCAGCAGCCCUCGGGCCCGCCUGCCCCUCCGCUCAGAGACACCUCCCAGGCCCUGGAGAUAACCCAGUACUUCUUCGAGGCCGUCUCCACGCAGAUGGAGAAGUGGUACGAGCGGAAGAUAGAAGAGGCCCGGUGCCAAGCCAACCAGAGAGCGCAGCAGGACAAAGCUGCGCUCAAGGAGCACAUCAAAUGCUUAGAAGAGGAGCUGAGCAAAUUAAGGACUAAGGUGCAGAAAGAGAGCUAGCACCUGCCAGGCAGCUAAUCAAACAACGGGACUCAUUUUGGAACCUGCUGUAUGGGAAUUGGGCAUAUUGAUAGAUAUUUGUAGUGCCUGUUACAUCCAAACACAACACUCUAUUUCAGGAGUAGAAAUAACUUUGGAAACUCCAUAACUGAGGAGAAUUCAUAUGCAAACUAUAUUGAUAACAAAGAGAUGCUGCAGAUUAGAUCCUUUCUUUGUUAUUUUCAAGAGUCUUUCAAUAUUACAUUCUCAGUUUCCAGAUGCUGCUUGAAACCAAACUGCAUUAGUAACCAAAACUGCUUUCUGAAAAAAGGAAUUCCCUUACUUCCACACAGGACACAAGACUAGAGGGUUCUACUGUAUGCUACAUGUAAACACGUUGUGUUACCAGUACUGAAAUAAAUCCAAGAUGUUUGAAAGUUUUUGACAGAAUUACUUAGUGAUGAAGGGCUAUUGAUCCUAUUUUAGAUACUCCCAGGGCCUCUCUCUAGUCAGGAGAGGAGCCAAAGAACCCACUCCAGGUACAAGCCCAGGUAGCUGACAGAUGCAGGCUUCUAGCUGGGAGAGGGCAGGCAGCUGUGGAGGGAGAUGCUAGGGCAAAUCAUCCCAAUAGGUACAGAAGCUUCAGCAGAAGCUUCACUUUGCUUUUCUCUUGGUUUUCCAUUAUUAAAACAAAUGCUUAAUCUGAUUUGUCUUUUUUUUAAUGGUGUCCUGCUUGCAGAGCUCCUCGUGAUUACACUAUUGUUGAGGCUCUACUCCAGUAAUCUGACUAAGAAUUUUGUUUAGGGCAUGGAUGACAAGUAUUUUACUGUAACCAUGGUCUGUUUUUUGUGUUGAAUGUUUUAUAUAAAUAUUUUUUCCUUCAAGCAGGAAAUGCCUAAAUUGUCUACUAUUGAAGAAGCUUGAAAAAGUCCUUUAUCUAAGGAAGUGAAAGCUUGGCUUCCUGAAUUCAAAUUUUAUUUUUCUGCAGUCAGGAUUCUUUCUCAGGCACCUUGCCCAGACUGUCUACCAUUUUUCUGCUGAAUGAUUCCUCCUGGUUUUUUCCCUUCUGUCUCUAAAAAGGAGACCAGGCCCUGAUGAGCCUACAGGUUUUAGGACAAACAGUCCCACAAAACAGCACUCAACAUUUAGUUUUAUAAUUGUGUUUUGUUAUUAAAUCAGAACUUUCAUUGACCAAUGUUGUCCAUACUGACAGACUCCAGAUAACUUCAAGGCACUGUAACUACUGCAUCUGCAUCCCUUUAGGGUUUCCUCCUUACACAUCUGAGAAGGAUCCAUCAGAUCCUGCUAGAAAUAGAAGUUUAUUUACCAGAUCAUGAUAGAACAACUGUUCAAAAACAGUUCCAACACAGGAUGGUACUGUUAUGCCACGGAGAAAAAUAUUUUCUGUACUAAGGAGCUCCAAAAAAAUACAAAAUACUUUACAGUGUUGAAGAAUGCCAUUCACUAAUUAGUAAUUAAGCCUUUGUCUUCUUAGCAGAUGUAUAAAGCAAAAAAGUCCUAUUAUAUAACAAUAUUUUUAAAGUUCCUAUUAAUGCACUAUCAUGACAGGAGAAGUGUAUCUGCAGCUAUGGAAAUACUAGUUUUCUUGCUCUGACUUCUGUAGUCUAACAUAGACACUUUGGUAUGUUUACAGUUUUGUUUGAGCUACAGUAGGAAUGCAGAAGCAUGCUAUUGAAGUUUUGUAUCCCCUGGAUGAAGUUCAUGUCUUGCCAAGCAAUUAAAGUAAGUGUUGCUCAGAAA